AGCCCGUCUUCAGCGUGUGUGUCGGUGGUUGCGUUUCGUACUUUUAUAAGAAAACAUUAUUCUUCAUUGGAAUUUUGCGUAUUCUUAAAAUCUAGCACUAUAAUUCAUUUAAAAAGGUGUCAUACACCGUGAUAAUUGUCAAACGAGUUAGCUGUUAAAUAAAUUUCAAGCAGGACAAGAAGAAAACUAUGUCAAGUGCAGAAUCAUUAGCUAUAGUAGCAGAUGUAGUUCAAAUUCUCAGACAAUGGGAAGAGGAACAUUCAUCACCAACAUACGAUCCAGUUCCAAUACUUCAAAGACUGGCAGAAAUUAUAGAAUUAGAAACAGAAAAUUAUUUAAAAAUGGAUCCUGACCCAUUUGAUGAAAGACAUCCAUCACGCACAGAUCCAGAGUGUAAUUUUGGACAGCUUAUAAAUGAUUAUUUGAGAGACACUUAUUGGUCUCGUGCGGGUAUCACGGGUCGUGAUGUUAGAAAGUUGAAUAUUGCAGCCUGUCGUCUUAUGCUUGAUAUUCUUCCUGGCUUAGAAACUUCUGCAGUAUUUCAACCAGAUAUGGAAGGACUUAUUCAUCGACUUUUUUCUUGGGCAGAAAAAAGUGUGGAACCUCUGCAAAGUUAUGCAACUGGGCUUGUAGCUGCUGCAAUGGAGGUUCAGGAGAUUGCUACAGGAUUUAGAGAGCAAAAUGGAAAAAUGGUGCCUCUAAUGUUACAAAGGCUUCAUAAAUUACAAGAAAAGGCACAGGAAGACAGACAACUUGCAGUUAAUAAUAGACCAUUUGCACAUUUUGGUCAGGAUAGAAAUAGUGGAGGAGAUGGAGAAAAUAAAGGUGUGCCUGGAAAAAGAAAAGUGAGAGAAAAACGAAAAGAAAAUGGAAUUCUUAAAAGCCCUAACCAUAGUAACUAUUUUUCUGAAGAAGAUGAUGAUUGUGCUCAGUCCUCUGAAGAUUCUGCUCCUUUACCUAAAAAAAAGAAAAAUGAUACAGAAUGUGAAACUCCAGUAAAAAAUGAUACUAUGUAUCCAGAAAUAAUGUCUCCACCUUUGUCUGUACCAAAGAAUUCCAAUUCAAAUAAUCAACUAACAUCAUCUAAGGCACAAAGCACUCAUAAUAGAUCAUUGAAUGCAUCUUCAGCACAAUGUAAUUUGCAAAAAAAUUCCAUAUCUUCAAUGCAAAGUUCCACUACACCAUCUACAUUGUUAGAGGGUAAUUCCAAUUCUUCAUGGGCAGAAAUAGAAUCAUACGUUAUUGGAAAUGUACAAAUACAUCCUCCAACAUUGGCUACAAGACAAAUGCUAAUAUUGAGGUAUCUUACACCAAUGGGUGAAUAUCAAGAAUUCUUAGGUCAUGUAUUUGAACAAAAUGCUUUGGAACUUAUUCUCAAGUACAUCAAUGUUGGGGAAACCAAGGAUAGUCGAUUAGCUUUUGAAGCUUUGAAAUAUUUAGCUUCUCUUCUUUGUCAUAAAAAAUUUUCUAUCGAAUUUCUCAAUGUUGGAGGUUUACAAAAAUUGUUAGAUGUUCCAAGACCCAGUGUUGCAGCUACUGGAGUUUCCAUUUGUUUAUACUACUUAGCAUAUUGUGAAGAUGCAAUGGAAAGAGUAUGUCUACUGCCAAAACAUGUUAUUUCGGAUCUUGUUACUUAUGCAUUAUGGCUUCUAGAACGAAGUCACGAUUCUGGAAGGUGUCAUGCUACAAUGUUUUUUGGAUUUUCUUUUCCAUUUAAAGUAAUACUAGAAGAAUUUGAUGCACAGGAUGGACUUCGAAAGCUUUUUAAUGUGAUAUCCACAUUACCAAUCUUAAACAUAGAGGAAGAUCCAGGACUAAAUGAUGAUGAAGAAUGUGCUUCUAGACAAAUAGUUAGACAUGUUGCAGUAGCUUUAAAACGAUACAUGGAAGCCCAUUUACAUCUUAAAGCAGAACAAUUACAAAGAGCAGAAAAUGUUAGAGCAGAACGUGACACAUGGCAACCAUCAUUACCACCUUAUAAAGCCUGUAAGUUAAGCAGUGAAGAAGUUCAAGCAAAGGUGGAAAUUCUCCAAGAAUUAAUGUCUGUAAGGGCAGUGUGGCCACCAGUAGAAGAAUUAUAUCGUCUUGGAGGCAUAACACUUCUACUUCAGAUUAUUGCUCUUGCUAGGGAUUGGAAUUACAGUGGCAGAGUUCAUACAACUUCCAGUGCAGAAACGGUUCGCUCUUGCUUAGAUGUAAUAGCUAUUUGUUCUGUAGUGCCAAAAGUGAUGUUGUUACUUUGUGAAAGAGUAGAUAUGCCAGAUAUGUCAAUGACAAUGGCAAUUAACUUACUCUUAGCUGCAGCAGAAUGCGAAAUUAUUGUAGAUCCUGAUGUACAGAGGGCUGCAUUAAGAGCUGUAAUUAAUUGCGUAUGUGCUCCAAUAAAUAGGAUUGGUGGCAAUGUAGCAAGGUAUUCAGUAACAGGCUCUGCUAAGAAAAAGGCAAAUAAUAAUAGUGAAGAGUUAAUACAAAAAAUUUGGGGAAGUGUCAGAUCCAAUAAUGGAAUUAUGGUUUUAUUACAAUUGAUGAUGGUUAAAACUCCAAUCACAGAUGCAGAUAGUAUAAGAGCAUUAGCCUGUCGUGCCUUAGCAGGUUUGGCACGCAGUGAAAAAGUCAGACAAAUAAUUAGCAAGCUUCCAAUGUUCACUGAUGGACAAAUUCAGGCUCUCAUGAAAGAUCCAAUACUUCAAGAAAAAAGACAAGAACAUGUUACAUUUCAAAAAUAUGCUUUGGAGUUAAUGGAAAGAGUUUUUGGAAAAGCAAAACCUACUGGAGCAGAAUACGAAAUUUCUUUGGCUAGUUUACAUAGAGCAAAUGUAGUAGCACAGACAAGAAUACAAUACAAUGAACAACAAUUGAAUCAAUUAAUAUAUCAACAUUUAAUGUCAAAAGGUUUAACAGAAACUGCAUCAACACUUCAUAGGGAAGCAAAUUUAGAUUCUUCUGCAAUAAUGAAACCAAUAGCUACAUAUCAGCCAUUUACUUACCGUAAUCCUGCAACUAGUGGAACAAGAAAUGGAUUUUCUCCUGGUGCACCAGUAAAUUUGUAUAACACGAGCAGAUGUAAUCAAAGAGAAGUCACUUCCAGAAACAAUACCACCCCAACUUCAUCAUCUAGGUACAUAUCUCACUCAAAUCCAAGUUCAGGUUCAUCAUCAUUACCAUCUGGAAAUAAUAUACGUAUGAAACUUUCUGACUGCCUCAAUCAAAACACUGUUUCAAAUAGCACAAAUCAACCAAUUAAAUUACAAAUUAACCAAAAAAAAAAUCAGGCUGAUAAGCAACCUCUAGUCAAUCAAAUGAAUUAUCAGUCAACUACACAACCAAUGGUAUGUAGAUCAUUACAAAAACAAAUUUCGAGAGAUCCUGGUGGUGGUGGAGGACCUGGAGUAGCCACAUCAAAUCCAGCCACUAUAACAUUGGAUUCUAUUAUAACAGAAUAUUUAACUAAUCAACAUGCAUUAUGUAAAAAUCCUAUGGUUACUUGCCCACAAUUUAAUCUAUUUGAGCCACACAAGUGUCCAGAUCCUUGUACAAAGAAUUCAGUACCAACAAAUGUAACAGUAAGACUGGCCAGAAGAGCAUUAGGAAUGGAUGGUAGAAGAUUGGAUAGAAGGCUUAUUUAUAGCCGAUUUUGUCCUGUAAAAACCUUCCGGCCUACCGACGUUGGAGCUUUCACUUGUUGUAUCUUUUCGCCUUGUCAACAAUAUUUAAUGUUAGGUACUUAUGCAGGAGAUGUAAAAAUGUAUAAUGUACACACUGGAUUGGAGGAAGCAACAUAUCCAUGUCAUGAAUCUUAUGUUUAUCACAUGGAAUGUAAUCAACGUGGAAAUCUGUUAUUAACUUCUAAUCCAUGGAGAAGUCCGAUGUCUGCACUUUGGAGUAUAGGAACUUUCUUUGAUUUAAAAUUAUCUUUAGAGAAUGAAGAUUACGUUGAAUUUGGAAAACUUCAGGACAGAAUUAUUGCAACCCAAGGUGAAAUUGCAACGAUUUAUGAUAUAGCUACAGGACAAUUACUAACUAGCCUUACUCCUUCAAUUUCCAACCAAUAUACCAAAAAUCGUGCUACUUUCAGUAUGAAUGAUGAGUUAGUUUUAAAUGACGGAAUUCUGUGGGAUGUUAAUUCAGGGAAAGAAAUUCAUAAAUUUGAUAAAUUAAAUCAAACACUUAAUGGAGUUUUUCACCCUAAUGGUAUUGACAUAUCUACCUGUGAUGUUAAGAAAGGAGUUUACGGGCUGGCUUGUAAUAAAUUCGACACACAAAUAGCAAUAGUUGAAAACCAGAAUGAAUUUAACAAUAUGCAUGAGUCUUGUGUUAGGCUGUACGAUGUUGGCAGAAGAAGGGAUGAUGAAGAUGAAGCGGACGAAGAUGAUGAUGAGGAAGAUCUCGAUGCAAGUGAUGAUGAUGGUUCGAAUUCUGGUUCUGAUGAUAACAACGCUGAUGAUGCAGAUAAUCCAGACGCAGUAGCAGAAGAGAAUGGUGAUGAAAAUGAGCGAAACGAUCGUGAAAAUAAUGAUGAUGAUGACGAUGACGACGAUGAAGAUGCAGCUGACGGAGACGAUUCGGGAGACGAUAUGUUGACGGAUUACAGCAGAUCUCAUGAUUCUCCUGAUUUUUCACUUUCCGAUGUUGACGAUCUUGAAAUUCUUUUUCCAUAAAUAUCCUGAAUGCAGGAAUACAAGCGAAUUCUGAAAGUUCAUCUUUAACAGUUCCAAUGCAUCA
This is a messenger RNA of Habropoda laboriosa, 4722 nucleotides long. It is a transcript of the gene mahj, whose product is annotated as protein mahjong. The record is from RefSeq and is a predicted model, not a curated record. NCBI's taxonomy places the organism in Eukaryota, Metazoa, Arthropoda, Insecta, Hymenoptera, Apidae. Gene Ontology annotation, biological process: protein ubiquitination. Gene Ontology annotation, molecular function: protein binding. Gene Ontology annotation, cellular component: Cul4-RING E3 ubiquitin ligase complex; nucleus.